AUGGAUAUCUUGGUCUUUACCGAGUGUUGGCUUAAAUAUGCUAUAACAACUCCUCAUCUUGAUGGUUUCGCGUCUUUGGCCACCCGUAAUAAUCCUAUACAAAAUGAUGGAGUCGUUGUUUAUGCAAGGCUAGAUCUUAACUGUAAAAUUUACGAGCCAAUCCUUAGUGAAGCAAAUUGCCUUGUGUGUUACACCAAUGACACGGCUGUUAUAUGUAUUUACCGUUCUCCAUCAUACGCAGACAUCAACAUUUUUUUGAACAGCCUGGAAAACUUGAUAUCCACGUUGAGCUCCUAUAACAAUAUAGUUUUAAUGGGAGAUAUUAACAUUGACGUUAAGGAUGAUAAUCAUGAUAAGCGCUCCCAUGAAUACCUAAAUUCUCUAGCCAUGCUAGGUUUUUUACCAGCUCAUAAUAAGCCGACUCGUUUAGAAAACUAUCUCGAUCAUAUUUUGCUGAAAACCAAGCUGGAUGCAUGUGUUUUAAUUAUUGAAACUGCAAUAACUGACCAUGUACCUACUCUUCUGUUACUAUAUAAAAAGCAUAAAUGGAUACAUCAUGCCGCGAAAACCAAGAAAUAUUUAAACUUUGUGGAAAUCAAACGCGAAUUAGAUAAUUACGACUUUGAAGUCGUUUUGAAAGAAUCAGAUCCUAAUAUUGCAACUAAUAUAUUUAUAGAUAUAGUGGGCUGUAUUAUAAAGAAACAUUCCUCAGUUAAAAUCAUUUCAAGAAAAUUUCGUACAGUCAAACCCUGGAUGACAGCCGGUCUCAUCCGAUGCAUCCGAAAUCGUGAUUCUUUGCAUAUAAAGGCUAGAAAGUUGCAGGACAAUAUCACCAUACAAAUUACAUACGAGUAUAAAAGAUAUCGUAACUUUCUACAAACUUUAUUGAGAAAAGUUAGGUCAGAAUAUGAAAGAUGUGAAUUCCUUAAGGCAAAAAACAAUAUCAAAGAAACAUGGAACGUCAUUAAAAUAUUACGAACACAAAAAAGAUUAAAGAGUCUGCUAUAG
Parnassius apollo (apollo) is the source of this 1008-nucleotide messenger RNA. NCBI's taxonomy places the organism in Eukaryota, Metazoa, Arthropoda, Insecta, Lepidoptera, Papilionidae. The record is from the annotation of a GenBank genome assembly.